Messenger RNA from Ogataea parapolymorpha DL-1, 420 nucleotides. RefSeq lists its product as uncharacterized. Lineage: Eukaryota; Fungi; Ascomycota; Pichiomycetes; Pichiales; Pichiaceae. The record is from RefSeq and is a predicted model, not a curated record. The transcript has a single exon. Bases 1 to 420 code for a protein of 139 amino acids.
AUGGUGGACCCAAAUUUUGUACAGCAGCUGAACCACUCGAAACAGAUCCGAGCGAAAAAUAGCCAUCUUUCGCAGAAAUACUCAAAGUACCUCUCCAAGACGCUGACUAAGCUGGUUGCUCCUGAUUCAGCUGAAACUGGACUACAAUCCAAAGUCGAAACGAUAUACUCUAAUCAGGAGUCGAUUGCACGACAGAAGGAUGAGUUGGUGAACACGUACCAACAGCUGGGUACUAGGGCCAUGGAAUUGCAUAAAAAGCUUGAAAAAACAACUAAAAGACUACACGAUAGCGGGGCAAACACUGCACAAGGCAAAAUUGAGGUUCUCGAUAGAAAUAUUCGUGUCCUUGAAAAUAGUAUUAAAUUAGUCGAAUCUACCAACACAAGACCCGCGCCUGUGAAUAAAGGCCUUUUCGGCUGA